Messenger RNA from Nothoprocta perdicaria, 5229 nucleotides. It is a transcript of the gene ZNF518B, whose product is annotated as zinc finger protein 518B. The record is from RefSeq and is a predicted model, not a curated record. The coding region runs from base 197 to 3451 and encodes 1084 amino acids. Gene Ontology annotation, cellular component: nucleus. NCBI's taxonomy places the organism in Eukaryota, Metazoa, Chordata, Aves, Tinamiformes, Tinamidae. Gene Ontology annotation, molecular function: DNA-binding transcription factor activity, RNA polymerase II-specific; RNA polymerase II transcription regulatory region sequence-specific DNA binding. The transcript has a single exon. Gene Ontology annotation, biological process: regulation of transcription by RNA polymerase II.
GUUGACUGAAUGAAGGACUGGGAAUAUAACAUGGAUGCAGUUCCCUGAGCAGUUUUCCUUCCCAAGUGUGUAUUUCCCAGAUUGGUGACCUGGAUGAUUGACUGAUAAGCAGCAUACACAAGACCAAUAGCAAGAAAACUCUCUGCCUGUUGCUUCUGUGGUUUGAAUAUACUGCUACAGAGCUGCAUCUUCUGAAAUGCAGUUGAAGAAAAUGAGGGAAAUCUUACCAAAAUUGUAUCCUGGACAACUUAGUGAUGGAAAUAAUUCCUUAAGCACCUCCCCAAAACAGUCUUCAGAGGAUAAAACAAAUCCAUCAAAAGGGGAUGAUGACCAGAAUUGCUGUUACCAAGGGACUGAGGCUGAGAAUAAUAAGUUCUCACUAAUAAACUGUAUAAAAUGCGGAAAUGUUCAGAAAUUUUCAAUGCAAGAUAUAGAAAAGCAUAAGAAGCUUGGGUGGACUGAAGACAAGUCUUUCAUCUGCAAGAAAUGCAGUCAUGUUACACCAGCUGCUCUCCAUUUUGUUCCUGAGGGUGCCAGUGCUGCAAACUUUGAAAAACAUGAAAAGCCAUCCCCAAUUAAAAACCAGAAAACUUUUAAGGUAAAGAACUUUCUGCCAGGGAAAUACUACUGUGAUAAAUGCAGAUUUUCAACAAAGGAUCCUUUGCAGUAUAAAAAGCAUGUAAGUCAACACGAUGAAAUUAAAUUUCUUUGUUCCCACUGCAGUUAUGUAUCCUACACCAAAGGAGAAUUCCAGAGGCAUUUGGUGAAACACACUGGAACUUUUCCAUAUCAGUGUGAAUACUGUGACUAUGGUGCUGUUAGACAUGAUUAUAUAGUAAAACAUACAAGAAGAGUACAUGAAAAGCCCACAAAACGGCUAACAAAUGGCACUGCAAACCAUAAGCAGAAGAAGUCCAGCUUGCCAAGUCAAAGCACUUUAUAUCAAAAGCAGAAAUAUGAUAAGAAAAAACCUUUACGAAAUGAAAUUUCAAAUUCAUCUUCAAAUACUGUUUGUGAGGUUCCAGAUAAAUUGACUAAAAUAGUGUGCUUGUCUCAUGAUAUAGAAUGUAGCAUAAAUGCAGCAUCCAACCAGGACAAAACAGUGUUGGAGCCAUCCGAAAUAACUGUAUGUGAGAAUCAAAGUGUGGAAGUUGAGGUGUAUUCUCCCAAAACAGAACCUUUGCAACCUGGGAUGCCUUUAACAGUAAUUGCACCAUCUGAACUUGUAGUUCCCUCUAACUGCUUAGCUCAAAUAGUAGAGAUUAAAAUAGUGAAUGGAGCACGACAGCUGGUCCUCAAACUAAUUCCUAUGAAAGAUGGAACUUCCAAACCUGCAAACUGUGCUGAAGAGGAAGCCGAGAAUCAAGGUAUAGAACGACCUACAGAAGGAAAAAAAUUAUCUUCUGCGUUUCAAAAUGAGUUGCUAACCAUGGAAGUGAAUGUAGACAAAUUAUCCAGUGUUAGUAACCAGUUUACAUCAGAUGGCACAUACAGUAGGAAUUCUGAAUGUUUUUGUACUUCUAGCAGUCAACCCCCAGACUCUAACUCUGCAUCCGCACAGAAGGAAGAUGCAUCAAAAUUAUGCUUUCAUUUGGUGAAAGGCAUUGAUGUCCGUUCCAGUGUUUUAGAACUUUGUUCUCAGUCUCUAGUGACUUCUAGUACUGAAAAAGUAAGUGAUCCUAAAUCCUUAAGGAGAGAAACUGAUGGAAAAAAUAAUUUGCGUUAUGACUUGUACUGUUACGAAGGAAGUCUGGAUGUAUCCUCUUCCAAAUACGCCACUACUUCUGAAGAUAAAAGUUGCAAGAAUGUUUCAGGAAGGGCUGCUCAGGACAGCAAAAAUGCCUCCUCUUCUGCACUCCUUAAGGAAAAGCCUUUGAAGAGUGAAGACAAUGAAUGUAAGAGUCCGCUUGUCAACACUCCAGGUAUAUGUUUAUUUACUACGGAUUUUGAUAACAAAUCUGUUAAAUCUCCUGAAGCAGGAAGAAAUUUUCACGUCACUAAAUCUUCACCUUUGGAGCAUACGAAUGUUAACUUAAGCAAACUGAAGGGAGUUGAUACCAUAAAUCCAAAGAACAAUCUUCUCCUGGAAUCAUUAGAAUUACAGAGAAUGGAAAAUUAUGGCAGCCCUUUCGAGGGACCUGUCAUUUCAUCUGUGUUUUCUCUUAGCUCUGGUACUGAAAAUGUUCCAGAAGGCAUUAGAUGGGAUGAUACAACAUGCAGUAAGAAGUCAGCAACGUUGCUGUGCAGAAAGAUUGCUCAGUUGAUGUCCGCUGCUGAGUCUAACAUGAAAUCUAUGCCUUUGAGAUGCCAAGCCGCUAGCAAAAAGGUGCUUUUGUCUCAGGAAAAUUCAGCAAGCUGUGAGAGAAUUGCCUCUGCUGCUGAGUUGGAACAAUCUGCAUCUUUGCCUCAGCUGCUUGCCGGGAACAGUCUGAUUAGUGGUGAAGAACCCAGUGAAGAACAACUCCUUACAGUUGCCCAAGCAUCUAAAAGCCGGCUGACUAAGAAUUCCCAUGUUGCCACUCCGGUGUUUAUUCCCAAAGGGACAGUGCUGAGAGUGCUGAACGCUGCUAGCGGCCAAAGCACCCCUGGAAUAGAAAGCAGGAGUGAAACAGCAGCUCCUUCUGUGUAUUGCAAUGAAAUGCUGCUGCCUCGGCCGGUGCCUGUCACUGUUUCUGAGAAAGCUGCCGCUUAUUUGCCAUGUUUCUCUUACCAGAGUGAACCCAACGCCCCAGCCCGGAAUAUAUCACUGAGACAAAGACCAAAGCGAGAGGCAAGUGUGAAAAAUAACAGUAAACAAAGUAGCGGCUCGUAUCAAAAGAAUAGCGAUGUGAGUAAGCAAAGCAAGCUCCAUUCAAAGAGUCAGCAAGGACCCAAAAGUAAAGGGAAACAAGCAAGCUUCAGGGAGCUGCCCAGGAGGAAAACAAGAACUCAGUCAGAAACCAGUUCUGGUUCUGAUAUGGCCUAUCUGCUGACAGCAAGACGACUUAGGCUGGUCCCUUUGCGAACGGAUCAGUUGAUAAAAUGCCCUCGUCGUAACCAGCCCGUUGUGGUAUUAAACCAUCCUGAUGUUGACUCGCCAGAGAUAAUUAAUGUCAUGAAGACCAUCAACAAGUAUAAAGGUCACGUCCUGAAAGUAGUUCUCUCGGAACGGACAAGUAGUUGCCUUGGUGUGAAACGUUACCGAAAGCGUCUCACUCUUCAGAAUGCAGAGACAGGAAAUCAAGCAAAAAAGCAGAAUAUGUUAAAAAUGAAACUAAAAAAAACACAUAAAAAUAACUACCAGGUGGUGGAAGCUUCACCAGCUGAAUCCCUUCAGUGUAUGUUUAAGUGCUGGUUUUGUGGAAGGGUAUAUGUGGACCAGGAGGAGUGGAUAAGUCAUGGACAGAGACACUUGAUAGAGGCAACCAAGGGUUGGGAUGUUCUUUCUCUUCCAGCAAAAAACAUCAAGUGAGAGAUUAGUUUAUUUAUGUUAUUUUUAAUGACUGACACUACUUUGUUUGGAAGGGAAGAUGGAAAUAACUCUUUAAUUUUGCCAAAAAGGUAUGUAUUGUUAGCAAAGUGGGAAAUGAGAGCGGAGUUCCAGAGAUAACGAGAAGCCAAUAGUGAGGGCUAAGCACUACUUUGCACUCUCAUAUUUGAAAUAAGUAUUGGAAGACAACUUCAUCUGUUCCCCGAGAGAAAUCUGAAGAUUUGCUAUGCAAACAUCUUUCUAGUUGUCAUUUUCUGUGCUAGGAUACUGUGCUUGUAAUUGGUCUGUGCUAGCUGGGUAUGGAUUGGAAUCUUAGACUCCAAGAUAGGUGUAAAUUUAACUUUUUUAAUUACAACAUAGUGUUUCAGAAAUCAGGCAUACAAGUAUUAAAAAGCACCUUUGAUCCUCUGUGGGCAGCAAGUAUACAUCUAGCUUUAGUGACAAAGUGCCCUGAAAAAGAAACGUAAAUGAAAGUGUCCUGUUGUAGUGGGACAGAAGCUCCUCUGCGGACUUCACUGGUGUGCAGGGUUAUAAAUGAAGAAUCAGUGAAAGCAGUUGCUCCCACUGCGUAAGAUGGCACUGAAAACCCUAAGCGUGUGUAGGGCUUAGUGUGGCCUCUGAGAGAGACAAGGAUCUUGCUGUUUUUUUUGUGCUACCCUUGUUCUGAGCAGACAGAGCCCUAGGUUUCAUCAAACUCGGAAGCUUCUCUUUCCUGGCAGCCUGUGUGGGGCCAGCAGACUGCUCAGAUGCUCGAGGAGCCAAGAGGCAGCCCUAUACCUGCCUCUCGCCCUGUGCUCGUGCAGCCUGCUGGAAACCCUGCUGCAGAAUUGGGCAUUUUGCUAGAUCUCUGCGCAGCAAGUUCACGCUUAGGCACAGGGAGAACUUGCUGAAGUCUCUUCAAGCUGAGAAACCAUGUGGCACAGCUUUUAUGUCGACAGUGUUUAACCGGAUUUCCAGUGUAGUCUCUCAUCCUUCUUUAGAUUAAGGAGUCGGAUAUUUAGAAUGUAUUUUAGGUAGGCCUCAAUUCAUACAAGUAUUUGCCUAGUUACCUGUGUACAUAUGGUGUGUUUACUGAUUGAGUGCAGUGUAAGCAGUUUACUUAGCUGCUUAAGUACUUUUCUAAAUUAGGACUGAAUUUCAAGUUUUUAGUAAAGAAGAAGGAGAGAUGACACUGAAGUCUGAAGUUUCUGUACGUGAGUGUUUUCUUCGUCCUGUUAAUCAUUCUGUUCUAAAAUUAUAUAGAAUGAACUAUAUUGAAUUAAGCACAUACUUGCAAUUAAAUCACUUCUUACAUUUUUACAGAUAACAAUACUCUUAUGCUGGAUAUGUAUUAUAUGUUUGAACUGGAGCUACUCUUUGGAAAAACUUGUAGUUCCUAACUUCUUUUCACUGUUGAUGCAUUUUUGUAAACGAUUUAACUAGGCUGGAAAUAUUUUUUUUAUAUACUCUGGCAGAUUAUACAUUGCUUUUGAUAAAGUAUGUACGGUCUCUGUAUUGAAAUGUAAAUAUUUUAGGACUUUAAAGUACGUCUUCUGAUUGAGGUUUAUUUUACAAAAAGGCGCUUAGAACCAUUUUGCUUCCCAACCAUUUUGCAAUACAGUGUUAAAAUCCUUCAGAUAUUUGGUGCUUUCAGAAGUCAGAUCUGAUACAUCAUUGUGUUCACAUUAAACAUUUUUGUAUCAUUUGUGCCAUGGGGUAGUCUCUUCCACAGAACAAAUUUCCUUUUAUCUGUGUUGUCAGUAAUAAUGAAAUGACAGUUC